This is a messenger RNA of Echinops telfairi (small Madagascar hedgehog), 7637 nucleotides long. It is a transcript of the gene MAGI1, whose product is annotated as membrane associated guanylate kinase, WW and PDZ domain containing 1. The transcript is spliced from 24 exons. Gene Ontology annotation, cellular component: cytoplasm. Gene Ontology annotation, biological process: signal transduction. The record is from RefSeq and is a predicted model, not a curated record. The coding region runs from base 429 to 4868 and encodes 1479 amino acids. NCBI's taxonomy places the organism in Eukaryota, Metazoa, Chordata, Mammalia, Afrosoricida, Tenrecidae. Gene Ontology annotation, molecular function: protein binding.
CCUCAGGACCAGCCCGCCGGCGAGGAAACGCGAGCGCCAGGGCGGGAGGCAAAGAGGAGACUCCGUAUUUCUAAAAGGCAAGAAAGGAAGGAAGGAAGGAAGGAAAAAAAUCCCCCGAGCGCCGUGGAGUGGACUUUGGUCCGGGCGAGCGCGGUCGGACGCCGGAACGUGCACCGGGAGGCUCCGGAAUGCAAACAAAGCUCGCGGGCGCCCGUGCAGGGCUCGGGGGGAAGCCCGGAAAGUUUGUUUUAUGAUGGCUUGAGUGCGCGAGUGUGUGCAGGGGAGCGAGGCUGCCAACUUUCUCUCCCGUCGCGCUAUCCGGGAGGCGAUGGCUCGCCUAUGAACCGGCGGAGGCUCGGGGGCUUGUGCUGGGGGGGGCACCUGUCUCGCCUUGCAUCUUCUUUUCUGGAGGAAGGGAACACCUCAUCAUGUCGAAAGUGAUCCAGAAGAAGAAUCACUGGACCAGUAGGGUUCACGAAUGCACCGUGAAGCGGGGUCCCCAGGGCGACCUGGGGGUGACGGUGCUGGGGGGAGCGGAGAACGGAGAGUUUCCGUACGUCGGAGCGGAGGCGGCUGGGCUUCCCGGAGGCGGCGGCGGCGGCGGCGAGGGCCCGAGGCUGGGCGAAGGGGAGCUGCUUCUGGAGGUGCAGGGGGUCCGAGUGGCCGGCCUGCCCCGCUAUGACGUGCUAGGAGUCAUCGACAGCUGCAAGGAGGCCGUCACCUUCAAAGCCGUCAGACAAGGAGGCAGGCUGAACAAGGACCUGCGACAUUUUCUCAACCAACGCUUCCAGAAAGGCUCACCUGACCAUGAGCUCCAGCAAACCAUAAGAGAUAACCUUUAUCGCCAUGCUGUGCCUUGCACAACCCGAUCUCCAAGAGAGGGAGAGGUGCCAGGCGUGGACUACAACUUUCUGACUGUGAAGGAGUUCCUGGACCUCGAGCAGAGUGGGACUCUUCUGGAAGUCGGCACCUAUGAAGGAAACUAUUAUGGGACACCCAAACCUCCGAGCCAGCCAGUCGGUGGGAAACUGAUCACAACGGAUGCCUUGCAAAGCCUUCAGUUGGGCUCCACGCUGUCGACCCCGAAGCGCACCAAGUCUUACAAUGAUAUGCAAAAUGCUGGCAUAGCCCAUGCGGAGAAUGAGGAGGAGGAUGACGUUCCUGAAAUGAACAGUAGCUUUACAGCCGAUUCCGGUGACCAAGACGAGCACCCUCUCCGGGAGACAGCACUGCCGCCUGUGAAUAGUAGCACCGCUGCUGCUCCCAUCACGGACCCUUCUCAGAAGUUUCCUCAAUACCUACCUCUUUCUGCAGAGGAUAACUUGGGUCCUCUACCUGAAAACUGGGAGAUGGCCUAUACCGAGAAUGGAGAAGUCUAUUUUAUAGACCAUAACACUAAAACAACAUCUUGGCUAGACCCUCGGUGCCUGAGCAAGCAGCAGAAGCCUCUGGAAGAGUGUGAAGACGAUGAAGAAGGGGUACACACCGAGGAGCUGGACAGUGAACUAGAACUGCCAGCUGGUUGGGAAAAGAUUGAAGACCCUGUCUAUGGUAUCUACUAUGUAGACCACAUCAACAGGAAGACGCAGUAUGAGAAUCCUGUUCUGGAAGCCAAACGGAAGAAGCAGUUGGAGCAGCAGCAGCAGCAGCAGCAGCCAGAAGAAUGGACGGAAGAUCACUCAUCGCUUGUGCCUCCUGUCAUUCCAAACCAGCCACCAAGCAAUCCAGAGCCAGCCAGAGAAGCUCCACUUCAGGGCAAACCCUUUUUUACUCGAAACCCUUCGGAGUUGAAGGGCAAGUUCAUUCACACGAAACUGAGGAAAAGCAGCCGCGGCUUCGGCUUCACAGUUGUUGGAGGGGACGAGCCUGACGAGUUUCUCCAGAUCAAGAGCUUGGUUCUGGACGGGCCCGCUGCACUGGAUGGCAAGAUGGAAACAGGGGACGUGAUUGUCAGUGUGAACGACACCUGUGUCUUGGGACACACACAUGCUCAAGUGGUGAAAAUCUUCCAGUCCAUUCCUAUUGGUGCCAGCGUGGACCUUGAACUCUGCCGCGGAUACCCAUUGCCUUUUGACCCAGAUGACCCCAAUACAAGUUUGGUGACCUCUGUGGCUAUUUUGGAUAAAGAGCCGAUUAUUGUGAACGGCCAAGAGACCUACGACUCGCCAGCCAGCCACAGUAGUAAAACGGGCAAAGUCAGCAGCGUGAAGGAUGCCAGGCCCAGCAGCCCUGCCGACGUGGCUUCAAAUGGUUCCCACAGUUAUCUCAACGACACUGUCUCUCUGGCUUCCUCCAUCGCCACCCAACCCGAACUCAUAACGGUCCACAUCGUCAAAGGGCCGAUGGGCUUUGGUUUCACUAUCGCGGACAGCCCUGGCGGGGGUGGCCAGAGAGUGAAACAGAUUGUGGACAGCCCUCGGUGCCGAGGCCUGAAAGAAGGGGACCUCAUAGUGGAAGUUAAUAAGAAGAACGUGCAAGCUCUCACUCACAAUCAAGUAGUGGAUAUGCUGAUCGAGUGCCCCAAGGGCAGUGAGGUCACAUUGUUGGUGCAAAGAGGAGGGCUGCCAGUUCCAAAGAAGAGCCCAAAGUCGCAUCCACUGGAGAGGAAAGACAGCCACAGCAGUUCCCAGCACAGCGUGUCCAGCCACCGGAGCCUGCACGCGGCCUCCCCGAGCCACAGCGCGCAGGUGCUCCCGGAGCACCCAGCCGCCGAGCCCCCCGCACCCGAUCCGACGGACAGCUCCGGGCAGAAAAAACCAGAUCCUUUUAAAAUCUGGGCCCAGUCCAGGAGCAUGUAUGAAAACCGACCCAUGUCACCUUCGCCUGCAUCGGGAUUGAGCAAGGGUGAGAGAGAGAGAGAAAUCAAUUCAACGAACUUUGGAGAAUGUCAGAUUCCAGAUUACCAAGAACAGGACAUCUUCCUAUGGAGAAAAGAGACUGGAUUUGGAUUUAGGAUUCUGGGCGGAAAUGAACCAGGGGAACCCAUUUAUAUCGGUCACAUUGUACCACUGGGUGCUGCUGACACGGACGGCCGCCUGAGGUCUGGCGAUGAAUUAAUCUGUGUCGACGGGACACCAGUAAUUGGAAAAUCACACCAGCUUGUAGUCCAGCUCAUGCAACAAGCUGCCAAGCAAGGUCACGUCAAUCUCACGGUGCGGCGGAAAGUGGUGUUUGCUGUCCCCAAAACAGAGAACGAAGUGCCCUCGCCAGCCUCAUCUCAUCACAGUAGCAACCAGCCGGCCUCCCUGACGGAAGAGAAACGCACCCCGCAGGGCAGCCAGAAUUCUCUGAACACGGUCAGCUCGGGCAGCGGCAGCACCAGCGGGAUCGGCAGUGGAGGAGGCGGCGGCAGCGGCGUGGUGAGCACCGCGAUCCAGCCCUACGACGUGGAGAUCCGCCGCGGGGAGAACGAGGGCUUUGGCUUCGUCAUCGUGUCGUCCGUGAGCAGGCCCGAAGCAGGCACGACUUUUGCAGGCAAUGCAUGUGUGGCUAUGCCUCACAAAAUAGGUCGGAUUAUUGAGGGGAGCCCUGCUGACCGCUGUGGCAAGCUGAAAGUAGGAGACCGGAUCUUGGCAGUGAAUGGAUGUUCCAUCACCAACAAAUCCCAUUCAGACAUUGUCAACCUAAUCAAAGAAGCAGGAAACACAGUUACCCUCCGCAUCAUUCCUGGGGAUGAGUCCUCAAACGCCACCCUGCUGACCAACGCGGAGAAGAUCGCCACCAUCACCACCACGCACACCCCGUCGCAGCUGGGCGCGCAGGACCCCAGGAGCACCACCAAACCAAAGCAGGAGUCUCAGUUUGAGUUCAAGGCUCCCCAGACAACCCAGGAGCAAGAUUUUUACACAGUGGAGCUGGAAAGAGGAGCCAAAGGAUUUGGCUUCAGUCUCCGAGGGGGCCGAGAAUAUAACAUGGACCUCUAUGUUCUGCGCUUAGCAGAGGACGGUCCUGCAGAAAGGUGUGGGAAAAUGAGGAUUGGCGAUGAAAUUUUGGAGAUCAAUGGAGAGACCACCAAGAACAUGAAGCAUGCUCGGGCCAUAGAACUGAUUAAGAACGGUGGCCGAAGAGUGCGUCUGUUUCUGAAACGGGGAGACGGCUCAGUCCCGGAAUAUGACCCCAGCAGCGACCAGCACGGCGCCCCCACCGGUCCACAAGGUGUUUCGGAAAUGAGAAGCGGGCCACCCGACCGCCAACAGCAUCCUGCUUUGGAGUCCAGUUACCCACCCGACCUUCACAAAUCAUUACAACACGGGGAAAAGCGGGCCCACGCGACAGACCCAAAAGGCCCUAGAGAGCAGGGCAGCCAGCUCAAUGCACACCACACGUGGAAUGGAACUUCUCGCAAACCCGACACGGGGGUGUGCCGACCCAAGGACCGGGCAGCAGAGGGACGCAGAGGCACACCGCCUGAGCGGAUGGUGGCCAACGGACCCAAGAGGAAGUCCCCAGAGAAGUGGAGGGAAGGCACCCGGAGUGCUGACAAUACUUUGGAGAGGAGAGGGAAGCACGAGAAGAGAGGGGAGGCUUCCCCCGAGAGGAGGCGGGAGCGGUCACCCACCCGCAGAAGAGACGGGUCGCCCGGCCGGAGGAGGAGGUCUCUCGAGAGACUCUUGGACCAGAAAAGAUCUCCCGAGCGGAGGAAAGCGGGGUCCCCCGAGAGGAGGGCCAAAUCCACUGACCGGAGGCGAACCAAGUCUCCCGAGAGAAGGAGGGAGCGGUCCCUGGAGAAAAGGAACAGGGGGGACAAAGUCGGCCACCGGGAGAGAGAAGAGGCCAGUCUGAAGCAGGACGGCAGCCGGAGUUCCAGACACCCCCCGGAGCAGCGACGGCGACCUUACAAAGAAUGUAGCACCGACCUCAGCAUCUGAGACUGAGUCACCGUCCAGCCUUCACUGUGUCAAAGGUUGUGGGAGGGAGGUCCCCGACCGGAGAGACCCUGACUGACCUUCUUCCCCGAUAAAGCGGCUGACACCCGAGGAUCCUAUGACUGGCAACACACAUUUUAGGCAUCUGAAAUCUUGUAAGAGAAAAAAAUAUAUGGAAAGUGUUGUGCUGAUGUAUAAUAUUAAAGAAAGUAUUUUUAAAUGCAUACUUUUUGGGGAGAUUAUUUGCCAAAUGUUAGCCCAAAGGGAUAUACAUUUUGUUUCUACAUAAAUUGUAGACUUGUCAAGAGUUGUUACCGCCUCCCUUUUGGGGGGAGGGGGAGGGCCAUCCCUCUCUCCUGAGUAAAUGGGGUUAUUAUUAAUUUUCUCUAAGUAAGGGAGAUUAUUGAUUAAAUUGAAUUAAUUCAAUACAGAGUUCUGUAGUGACCUAGUGCUUAAACUGUAGUUAGGGGUUUUGGGUACACCAGUAGAACGGCAAAGUUAUAUUGGUAAAAGCUGAGGACCUUUGAGGACAGAUUAGGAUUGCUGACUAUCAUAAAAUUAAGCCAACUGUUUGAAGAGACUACUGUUACAAAUGAAGGAUAUUUAUAGGAAAGCUACACAGCACAAAACAAUGUUAAGUUCUUGACUUUCUGUUGGUUCAGAAAACAGAUUGUACUCUCCCUGGUCCUGGAAAGGCACAGAGGCAGGGAAUUGGCCGCCAUUACCCAGACAGCCUAAACACAGAUGGUCACUCAUUGGCAUCCCCGCCGAGAGAUAAGAUCUCCGGAAAGCAGUGCCACGAGAGUUGCGCUCAAAGACUAGAAGGGAUGCCUGGCAAACACCUGUGUCGUCAGGUCUGAUUUGAUACCAAACAUGGCCAAUUCAGAGAGGCAGAAAAAUCUCCAAUACAGAAGGACCGCUCCUCCUGUCUGUUUAAACCACUGGUUGUCUCUUGCCAAACUGGGGCUGGGGGACUGACCCCUGGUGAAAGGAGCCUCCCUGUUGAUGUUUAAAGAAGGGAGGGCUGGAGGUAUUUAUUCAUUCUUAGAAAUAGCUGAUUUCCAGUUCAAACAUCUCCAGGAUGAUUGAUGGGAGAAGGGAGGAAGGAUGGAUGUGGUCCCAAGGAUCCUAGAUCUGAUUGGGAAACCUCUGCCCACAGAACCCUGCCGUUUGUGUCUUUGGACAGCAGAACAAAACAGAAUUUUUUUUCUUCAGUGACCCAUUCUUUUGUGAUCCCACCGGAGGUGUGACCGGGUCUGCUGUCGCCAUGCGAUGUUGUUUCAGUGGAUUACUGCCUAGCUGAGCCAAAAUGUUUGCUUAGACCUGUUGGGCCACUCCUGCAAACUGCUGCUUACAGCGCGUUCUAGAUUUCCUUAGCACUGUUUUGCAUUUUCCAUAGAAACACAAAGCUUUGCAAGUCAAUCACUGUUGUUCCCAUGGUUCUAUAAAAAAAGAGAGAAAAGAAGCCAAUUAUUGUACAGAGUUAAAAAUUGUAAUUAAUAGAGCCCGUUGGAAAAACAAAGCAACUGUUGCCUUUUUUUCUUGUAUAAAAGAGAAUUUAUGACAAAAAUUUAGCUGUGAGGAAUGUGGUGUGUGUUUAUUGCUGAAUAUGGAACACAUUGAUUCAUGGGGAUAGAUCUUAAUGUAAACUAAAUCAGGUAUGUAAAGCGGUUUUACAAUGGAAACUGUAUCAGUCAUUUUCUAAAGCUUUCGUUGGUUUGAGUAUCACUUUCCCCAUGGUGAGCUUGCUUGUGAAUUAUUAAGCACUCAUGUGCAUUCUCUGCUCACUCAUUACUUCUUGCAGUGUGUGCUAUGGACUUAAUGCUCUGUCUGUGUUGAUGAACAGCAGUGUGUGGGCCAAUCUUUUGUAAAACACUAUGCAUAUAUAAAUAUUACAUUGUUCAUAGCUUUAUUUGACUUAUGGGCUCAUCCAUAACAUUAAAUUGUGUAGCUGUAGGUGUGUGGACCUUCACAAAACAAGUUCCUUUUCUGGAAUAGACACAAUGUACACUCUGUAGUGAAACAGGAGGGGAAAGUCUGUGGAUGCUAUUUUUAUUAUCAAAUAAAGUUUCCCUUCAUAAUAUACAUUGGGCUGUGGUAGUAAGGGUGAGGGAGAAUACAGCUGAACCAUGAUGGUCUUUUCCAUCAGUUGUCUUAAGAGCCAACUUGGAGAUGUUCUUCUUCAGGCUCGACUGCUAGCAUGUUUUCCUGUUACUCGCCCAACCUGUGAUGCGAAAUGACUGAUGCUUUCGAUGGUGGUCCAUGUUUCUCAACCAAUGAAAAUCAAGGUGAUUUUUGUAGUACAUCCCAAAGUUGACAUAGCCAUGUUUGGUGUUUGUUUUCUAACCUAUGAGCUACCCACCUGGGCUUGUCUUAGCCAGUGAGGACUUUUGGUGUGGCCAUUUCACCUGGGUUUCACACUUUAGGUUUGCUUUGGAAAUACUGUACUGUACAGAGACUAUGCAUUAAGCAGAAAGACAUCGUUUUUUCUGAACUACUGUAACCUUAAAUUGGAGACUGAUCUCUUGUGAGCCUACUUUCCCUGACUCCCACUUCAUGUAAAUGUCUUAAUGAGAGAUAACAGAUGAAUACGUUGUAUGAUUAAAUCAAAUCAUUUAAGAAAUCCUCUCUCCCCGUUACACAGUUGAUGCCUGAAAGAAUGUUAGUGGGCCGGGAGAACUUGACACCGAACUUGUAUUUUUUAAGUUUCUUCUGUGAAAGAUUUUUUAAUGCAUUUUUACUGUAAAAAUACAUGCAAAUGUAUACAUUCCA